CCUUCAGAAAAAUAUUUAGUUCAUGAACACGGAGUAUACUACAACUUUGAUUAUCGGUAAAUUCUCUUGAAGCUUGCGCGUAAGCUUGUUGAGUAAGUUUAACCGUUUGUAAUAUCUGAGUAAGUGUGCACGUUUCGUGUCCAAAGAGACUUAAAGCAAUGCGUUACGUAGCUGCUUACUUGUUAGCCUCUUUAGGAGGAAAUAAAAAUCCAUCUGUUGGUGAUAUUGAGAAGAUCCUGGGAAGUGUAGGAAUAGAAGUUGAUAAGGAAAGAGCAAAGAAAGUUAUUUCAGAACUGAGUGGAAAAGAUAUCAAUGAAGUUAUUCAAAGUGGUAAGUCGAAAUUGGCUUCAAUGCCUUCUGGUGGAGCAGUAGUUGCCUCUGGAGGUGCAGCACCUGCAGCUGCUGCAGAAAGCUCUCCUGCUAAAGAAGACAAAAAGGAGGCUAAAAAAGAAGAGUCUGAAGAAUCAGAAGAUGACAUGGGAUUUGGACUUUUUGAUUAAAAUAAAAAUCGUCUUUUA
Stegodyphus dumicola is the source of this 518-nucleotide messenger RNA. RefSeq lists its product as uncharacterized. Gene Ontology annotation, biological process: cytoplasmic translational elongation. Gene Ontology annotation, cellular component: ribosome; cytosolic large ribosomal subunit. NCBI's taxonomy places the organism in Eukaryota, Metazoa, Arthropoda, Arachnida, Araneae, Eresidae. Gene Ontology annotation, molecular function: structural constituent of ribosome. The record is from RefSeq and is a predicted model, not a curated record.